Messenger RNA from Truncatella angustata, 2416 nucleotides. RefSeq lists its product as uncharacterized. Lineage: Eukaryota; Fungi; Ascomycota; Sordariomycetes; Amphisphaeriales; Sporocadaceae. Gene Ontology annotation, molecular function: NAD+ binding; oxidoreductase activity, acting on the CH-OH group of donors, NAD or NADP as acceptor. Gene Ontology annotation, biological process: fatty acid metabolic process. The record is from RefSeq and is a predicted model, not a curated record. The coding region runs from base 406 to 2223 and encodes 605 amino acids. The transcript has a single exon.
AAUUCUGCGCUUUAUCACAGUAUAGGCGGUAGCGCGAGACACUGCCUCGGUCGCUUUAGAGCCUAGGUAGAACAAUCUCCAAUUUAUGGUGGAUAACACGGAAUGUUGUCAAUCGCCGUCGGUGUUAGUCCGUAUGACUUUGCAUUGUGCAUGAUAUAUACUCCGUAACGCGAACGCGAACGCGAAUGCACUGCGAUUUCGCCGAGCAAUGCAUAAUGACAAACUCACUUGCCAUAGCGGCCGAGGUAAGUAUGGGGCUCUUCGGACCAGGCGAUGCUCUAGAGGCAUGAUCUCAUCAAAGAUAACUGGAGACGCUACGGAGCAGUAUAUAAAAGAGCUAGAUAUUGUCCAUGCCAAGAGGAACUUUUAUCAUUUAAAUCCCAGGCAUCACGAAAACCAUUGACCAUGGCUUGGAAAACACCAUCGACGAAAGACAGAACUGUCACAAUUCUUGGCGCUGGCGUCCUGGGACGCCGGAUUGCAGCUGCAUGGGCAGCCGGAGGUUACAAUGUGAUCCUUCGUGACCCGAGCGAAGACCAAUGCACGGCAGCUGCGGAAUACGUCAAGUCUAACGCCUGGAGGUUUCCUGGCAAAUAUGUCAACGACAAGCUUGAUGUGCGUACAUUCCAGGACCUGAAGCCGGCCUUGGAAAACGCAUUUCUCGUGAUCGAGUGCGUGCCCGAGAAGCUCGAAAUCAAGCAUGACACAUUCGCUGAGCUGGAGCAACUGGCGCCUCAAGAUGCCAUACUCGCCUCGAACUCAUCUUCCUACAAGUCCCGGGAGAUAGUCCCUCACCUAAAGGUUGAGACCCGACGACGAGUGCUCAACAUGCACUACAUGAUGCCGCCGAACAACAAAAUCGUCGAGCUCAUGACAUGCGGUGAUACGGACGAAGAGAUCUUCCCUUUCCUCGUUGAUGCACUCAAGGGGAUAGGCAUGCUGCCCAUCGUCGCCCACAAGGAAUCAACAGGUUUCGUCAUCAAUCGUGUCUGGGCAGCCAUCAAACGGGAAUGCCUCACUGUCCUAGCGGAUGGUGUCUCCACUCCCGAAGAACUGGAUGAGGUUUGGACCGAGAUGUUCGUCAACACCGGUGCCCGGCCCUGUCAGAGCAUGGAUGCAGUCGGCCUUGACACAGUCUCGUUUAUUGAGCAGCAUUAUAUCAAGGAACGGGGCCUCAAGGAUCCAGGUGUAAUACCGUACCUCCAGAAGUACCUAGAUGAAGGCAAACUCGGCGCUAAGAGCAGCAAAGGAGGCCUGUAUCCGCCGGGCUAUACCACGAAGACCGGCAAUCAGCAACAGAGCGACCAUGAUAACAUUCAAGCGCCUGAGUUGUACUUCCUGGAUAUCGGGUUGUCCAACAAGCCUGAGGAGGUCUUCAACUCCGGUCGUAUCUUGGUGGGCAGCGCGGACGGCAAAUCACCACUCCGUACGAUUGCCGAUCACCAGCACUUCCCUGACGGUAUCGCCAUCAGCCAUCCCGAGAGAUUGAUCUUUUGGACCAACAUGGGAAACCCUACGAAGAACGAUGGCAGUAUUAUGUCUUGCAAGAUGGAUGGCAGUGAUGUCAAGUCUAUCGUUUCUGAAGGCAAAGUCCACACCCCGAAGCAGACAUCCAUUGACGAGGUCAACAAGAAAGUCUACUUUUCAGAUCGUGAGGGAAUGAGAGUCAUGAGAUGCAAUUUUGAUGGAUCUGAGCUGGAGGUCUUGAUCCAGACAGGCGACUGGAGGCAGGGUUUCCAAGAUCAGACAAAAUGGUGUGUUGGCAUCACCGUCGCUCCGGAGCAAGGCAAAUUCUACUGGACACAGAAGGGCCCUUCGAAGGGCUCCCAGGGCCAGAUACUCAGAGCAUCGAUUGACUUUCCCGCUGGAGCCGACGCAGAGAACAGAACUGAUGUCGAGCGGCUGUUCGGUGAAUUGCCGGAACCCAUCGAUCUCGAGGUUGAUGAACAGGGGGGAUUCCUCUACUGGACAGAUCGUGGGGAGCUGCCGUUGGGCAAUAGCAUCAACCGAGCUUCGCUUGACAGCUUUGGUGCAGGAAAGUACGAUAUCUUGGCACGGAAUAUGCACGAGGCCAUUGGUCUUACUAUUGACAAGAAAAAUCGCCACAUCUACGCUACAGACCUGGGAGGCUCGGUUUACAGGUUCAACAUGGAUGGAACUAACAAGCAGAAGUUUUACGACGGGGAAGGCGCCUUUACUGGUAUCGCAUUAAGCCAUGUAUAAGUGGAAGGAUGAUAAAAGCAAAGCAUCCUCCAUGAGAUUUCAAGUAUGAUCCAGCUGGGGAACCUAGAAUAGACGAUUAUCGAGAGGAGACUGGGAGAGAUUUAAUGAUCGUUUAGAAAUAAUGAGCGCAAGCCGAUUCUCGAGCAAUAGUACAACAAAUAGAAAACUGCGUAUCCUUGACUGAAAUUUAUGC